Messenger RNA from Symbiodinium natans, 1038 nucleotides. The record is from the annotation of a GenBank genome assembly. Lineage: Eukaryota; Dinophyceae; Suessiales; Symbiodiniaceae.
AUGGCCAAUGGGGCCAAUGCCUCGAGCGCUGGCUUUGUGGCUUUCCGGCAUUUCCCCUUCAUCCCGACCAAGCCUUUGGGACUGCAGUGCUGCGGCUGCUCGCGUGGGCCGGAGCAUACUCCGUUGCGGAACUUUGCCCCUAUUCCUGUCGCCGUGGGCAUCCGCGGUCAUCUAAGAAUGAUUGCCGCCGACCCAGGCCUGGAAAAGGAUGAGGGUACCCCGCAAAUCGCUUCCCUGCUCACCAGGGGCCUGGAAAAGGAUUACUUGUGGCAAGUCACGCUGAUGCUGGGAGUGCUGGCCCGAAGAAACGACACGGCCUUCGUCAGAAGAAACUCGUCCGAGGUCACCGUUGUCUGUGCAGCCAGCAGUGUCGUCCGCGAGCUGCGCGAGAUUGUGUGCACGUUGGCUGCAGAGUCGGCAUGCCAGCUGCGCAGGCCCAGGACUCAAGAAGGCGGAAUAACUGUGGCGCUUGGGCUUGAUCACUGGCCACAGGAGUGGGCUGCGGAUCCGAAGGGCAAAGCCCGCUGUGAGUGCACUGGUCAAAGUUGCAAACGCCUGUCGACCUGGCUCGUCGUGGCUCCUAGCAUGCCACCUGAAGAAAGCAGCCGCGAGUCAGCCGUGCAAUGCCGCGGCCCCGCGCUGUGUAGGCUGCGUGCUAGGUGGCGUAGCGAGCUGGCCAGGCGCGUGGCAGGCCUAGGCGGCGUGCUGCGCAGCGGUAGGUCAGCAAGCCAUGGCCUCACAGCUGCGCAGGCGAGUGCGGUCCAGCUUCCUGCUGAAGAGUCCCCUGUCAACGCCACGCCGGCCAGGCAUGCUCCCCUCCCUGAUGAGAAGCAGCCGCGAGUCCUCCGUUUGAAGCGGGCCCAGGCUGCGAAGCUUGUAUGCUGCAUGAGCAGCGAGUCGGAUCCAAGCACCCGGGCUCACAGCUAUAGAACCGAAGGACUGGUGCAAAGCUGCAAAGCUUCCGCCUUGCAUCAGGAGCGGCAGCACUUUGAGGCGAUGGGGCGCACAGCAGGGCACCGCCGCUCCCCGAGCUCCUGA